This is a messenger RNA of Phycomyces blakesleeanus NRRL 1555(-), 873 nucleotides long. RefSeq lists its product as hypothetical. The record is from RefSeq and is a predicted model, not a curated record. Lineage: Eukaryota; Fungi; Mucoromycota; Mucoromycetes; Mucorales; Phycomycetaceae. The coding region runs from base 1 to 873 and encodes 290 amino acids. The transcript is spliced from 4 exons.
AUGUCAUUAGAUUUAUCUCAUAAAAUCCUUUCUGGUAUUGCUGAUUUUCUUUCUUUCGAUGAAAAGAUUAAUGGCAAAAAGGUCAAGCGUCUUAUUUCGGACAAGCGCCUGAAAAUUGAAGCGCAUGACCGAGACUCUCUCCAAGUUAUGUUUCCGAACAUACACCGUAUUCCGAUUACAUACCCACAUAUUUAUGGCUGCGAAAGAUUAUCUAGCUGGGAUCUUUUAAAGGCUGUGGCUAUUGCUAUGGAGCAUUGUAAUCCUUUCUCGUUUAAAUUACUUCUUAGACCUCUUUCCUCGUUAUCUUUCUUGAGGCAUUUGGAGAUUGUUAUACCCUUCAAAAGCUCAAACAUGAAUUCGAUGGAUAAUGGCAAGACAAAAAAUCUAACUACACUCAAGCUUUCCUGUAGAAACUUUCGGGGAUGUUGGGUGCAUUAUUUUUCCCAGAAAUACCCAAAUAUCCGAACACUCAUUUUGGACUUGAAUUCGAACAGUGAAGAUAUCAAAGAUUUCAUGUGUAUGCAGAAAAGCCUAUUUUACACCUCAUUGAAAUUUUACGAUUUGGAGAGAGCAUCAAUAACUAUUACCAUGUUAUGCACAGUCCAGAAGACCGUAUUUUGGCAUCAUACUCUAUUUGUAAUAUCCCAAUCUACAAUCCACCUCAACCACCUGCACUUAAGCAGCUGUCAAACUCUGUCAACAAACGAUCCUUUCGAUACCAAAUCUCUUGUCCAAAUCGUAGAAAUCCCCAGUCCUGUUAACCCUCCUUUGGCCAACCAAGACUCAUGCGACAAUACUAGCAAAAAAUCUGAAAUCGUGAUCCUUGAAUACGAGAAACCAACAGAUAAUGAAAAUUCGAUCCGGGCUUCAUGA